UUGUUUAUAAGUGUUAUGUGCAAUUUUAUUGCAAGGCAUAAUUUUGCAUGAAACUUAAGUUACAUGAAAUACCUAAAUGCUAACAUGUUCCUGUUACAUCAUAUUGCUAACGUUUGGAGGUGUCAUCUGGGGUAAAAUACCGCCUUUUGGCUGACAUCCAAACUAUCUUUGUAACCCAGUUAGCUCGUUUCCUUUUUAGUGUGUAUCUGCAUUUUAAUUCUGUCAUUUACAAUGAAAGGCAUUUCAAAGCUUUAAAAUAUUUAAUUAUAAAAUGAUUAUAUCGAUGAUAUGUUGAUACGUCUUUGUGCGUUCAAUUUACGAAGCUUAACGCUAAGCAACUCUUUUAAACUUAGUCGAAGUCACAUUGACAUUAUUCAAGAAUAAAUUUGCGUUUUUACGGAGUCCAUUAUGUUCUUUGUCAGUGUUUCGCAAUAUUAAAAUUUUAUUUGUAACUUAUCAUAUUUUUUAAUCAGUGCUUGUUUGUUCUUUAUCGACGUUUCUUAUUCGCUCGCGUAAUUGUGCUCAAAAACAAACAAAUUUACAUAAAUUGCGCAGGAGACGACUUAUAUUCUGAUAUUAGAUACUGCAUCUGUUGACGGUGUUAAAAAUACAGCUGUAACUAUACAUAUACCCAGCACUGCAUGAACAUAUGUUGCCCUGGGGGUGGAGUGGAAAUUACACGAAGAAAAUCUACAGUUGUGUUUUUGAAAACUCUAUGAAUGAAACAGAGUUGUAGAAUAUGCGCAUACAGCAAAAACACGAAUGACCUUUUUUUGCCAAAACAAAUAGUUAUUUCACAUAAGUAUAUGUUGUUUUUUAAAAGUCUUGUUUUAUCCAAUUAAAAUUGUUUUUCGCCAUAUCUAAAUGAUGCGAAUGUUUCUUUCAGAUUAUUAACUUAUCUAAAGAAAUAAAAAUUAAAAAUACUCUCUUCAAAUGAUGUGGUAAAAAUAUUUUACCACAUAUUUGAAGGAUGUUUUUCAGCACUUCAAAAAAACGACUGCCAUUAUGGCUUGUUCAAUCUGUUUGAUAUAUGCCGAUCUAAGCUGUCCGGAAAUUGUUAGAAUACAUGAUGAAAUGAAGAUGGUUUGUAUUUUCCCCACAAAUCACAAAUUGCUUUGUAAUGUCGUUGAAAAGACAACAGAACAUUUUGUUGUGAGAACCUUGCUUUUGUGUGACCCAUUAUGGACUAAAUCCCUUUUCUAGUCUUUUCUUUUUUUAAUUGACGUCAUGCUUUAUAUUGGCAUUGGCAUUUUGUUGCCCCGGUUUCAUUAAUUCUUUGUUCUUAUUGUGGAGAAUGUCGUCCAUGUUCAUCAUCUCAAACUUAAACAUGAGAAAAGAAACGGGCUGGCAAUUCACACCUUUUUAUUAAGUAAGAAUAAUUCUCAUCGUUUGUCUAAUCUCUCUUACUUUGAGAUGGACCUGAUUGUAGCAAAUGUCCUCCUUCGCUUCUUAUUUUUGGCCAAAAUUGCAUUUUGUUAUGAAUAAAACAUAAAUAUGUGUUGUCAUAGGGGCACUUUUUCUAAAGACAUCACCCCGUUGACGAUUGCAAUGGCGGUCUCUCUUCGGCCGUCUUUGGUGCUAGUGGAAUCAUCAACAACAAAAUGUAUUUAAAAAAGCGACAGAAAAUUAACCUUGGCGGUGCAAAAAGAUAGUCGACUUCUCCCUGUUGUUCUUGUCGCUUUAAGUGAAAUAUGACCAUUUUACACCUGUAUAGGAGCAGCAACACUCAUUUUUCCGUUAAAGCGACAGAAUUUUUCUUGGGUGAUGAUCGACUCAACGAUCGAGCUGAAUUGUAUUUCUACUGAUAUUACAUGUAAAACAUCCAUUUUUACAUAAAAGUACGCAUCGCGCUUGUAAAUUUAACAUCCAUUGCACUCUCUCAUUUGCAUUGAAAGUACAUGCACUCCGAGCAUUCGACUGGCAACGAACAGACAUGGCGAAUGACAUUUGAAAUCCGAUUUAAACAUUUUCGUCAGAGUGCAAUGUGUUUUGUAUUGUUUGUUGUUGGCAUUCUUCCAUACCGCCCAAGACGAGCUUUCUAUUGGCGCUUAGCACACGGGUAAACAAUGGAAUUUUAAAACCGGAAAAUACGAGUGGUUGUAAAAUUGAACUGAGCAUGGCAAAAUUGGACCGAAGUUAGUAAUGAGUCCCAUGGUAGAUAUUAGAAAGCAUUACCAUUUUUCCUUUGUAAAUGAGAUUUCAAUAUAAUGACAUGGCAUUUGCUUCAAAUCGGCCGGCUAAACUGCCCUUGUGCCCUGGCUGUGGCAGACCGUUCGAAGCUCCUAAGAUUUUGCCUUGUUUACACACGUUUUGCCGUAGGUGUCUGAUGGAAGCCAUCGAAACAAAUCCCACGAAGUCGCUCUCGUGUUUAACUUGUUACCGGCAUGUGGAGUUGAACGAGAACGGUGUAGAUGGCUUACGUGCAAACAUGUUUAUUGAGAAUAUCAUGGAUAUCAUUUCGCCACAUCAUGAAUAUGAAGCCAGAGAAAGAGGUAAUACUUCAACAAAUGCUAGAACAAAUCUCGCUUCUCAUAUAUGUAGUAACUGCGAGGAAGGAUUACAAGUGACAUCACAUUGUCGAGUUUGUAACGAAGAUUUGUGUGACAAUUGCACACAGGCUCAUCAACGCGUACGUAUGACUAAGGACCAUGAAAUAUUACCUCUCCCUGCUCAAGAUGAUACUACGACACACGAAACAGUGAAUAAACGCAGUCCCGAACACAACGAACGUUGUCUUACACAUAAAGAUGAAUUACUUAUUCUAUAUUGUGACACUUGUUACUCUCCAGUGUGCCGCGAGUGCACCUUAAAUGAACAUCUCGGCCAUAGUUUCAUCUAUUUGCAAGAUGCUGUGACAAAUAACGUGAGUUCUCUGCAUAAACUUAUAACUGAAGCUGGUCGAGAGAGUAGUGCUAUAGACGAAUGCAUAGCUGCAUCCCGUGCUAUGAGUGAACGAGUGCAAGUUCAAGCCCAAAACAUAGCUAGCGAAAUCCGUAACACAGUACGAAGACAUAUGACUGCAUUAGAAGAGAGAGAACGUCAAUUAUUACGACGUGUGGAGAAGAUUGGCCAAGUGAAAGGGAAAAUAUUACAUAUUCAGAUAGACGAGUUGAAAACAAGUGUAGCUGGUUUAAAUAAUGCCCUCGAUGCAGCUCAUAAAGCUUUGGAACAUGACAAAGAAGACGAAAUUAAAUCGGCAAAAAAAUCUUUGACAGAUAGUCUGAAUGGGCUUCGAGUAAAACGCGACCUCAUGAAAGUACACGAGGAUGAUUCUAUCGGUUUUAGUCCACCCGAUCCCGCAUUACAGACGGCCAUUAGAUCACUUGGCAUAGUGAGUAGUAAUGCAUGUGCUAUGUAUAGUGUAAUCCAUGGAAACAGUCACAAGCGAGCGAUUCGCAGUAAAUCGGCAAUGUUUAUCGUCCAAGCAAGAGAUCAUCAUGGUGAAAAUCGUUGCACGGGCGGUGAUGUUCCACAUGUAACCAUACAAACACCUGAUGGUCUAUUAUUACGUGGUGAAGUUUUCGACCGGCAAAAUGGCACCUAUGCUGUCACAUAUCGUCCUCAGGUUGAAGGUUCGCAUAUUGUUUCUGUUGCAAUACGCGGUCUACAAAUCAAGGAUUGCCCUUUCCAUGUUGACGUUAAAAAAGGACGAAAUUACCAAACUAUCGGUGUUCCUGUUAGCUGUUUUGGUACUGAGGGUGAAGGUGACGGUGAGCUGUGUCGACCAUGGGGUGUAAGUUGUACUCAAGACGGAAAUAUUAUAGUUGCUGAUCGAAGUAAUAAUCGUAUUCAAGUGUUCAAUCGUCAAGGACGUUUUCUUUACAAGUUCGGAUCUGCUGGGUCUCGUAAUGGUCAAUUUGACAGACCCGCUGGCGUGACAUGCAGUAUGCAAGGCCAUAUUAUUGUCGCUGACAAAGAUAACCAUCGAGUACAGGUGUUUGAAACUGAUGGUACAUUUGUGUUGAAGUUUGGUGAACGAGGGAAUAAAAACGGGCAGUUUCAUUAUCCAUGGGAUGUAGCAGUGAACACGGAAGGGCAGAUUCUUGUCUCAGAUACACGAAAUCAUCGCGUCCAGUUGUUUAGCUCUGAUGGAUCUUUCGUGAACAAAUAUGGCUUUGAAGGCUCCCUUUGGAAGCAUUUUGAUUCCCCACGUGGUGUUGCUUUUAAUCACGAAGGACAAAUGGUCGUCACAGAUUUCAAUAACCAUCGCUUGCUCGUCAUCGGUACAGAUUUUCAGUCAGCUAGAUUUCUCGGCACCGAAGGAGUGAAUAAUGGUCAAUUUUUACGGCCACAAGGAGUUGCUAUCGAUGAAGAAGGCAACAUAGUUGUCGCAGACUCAAGAAAUCACCGCAUACAGAUCUUUCAAGCGCAUGGUGUUUUCUGUUGUAAGUUUGGCUCGCCCGGAUCAAAUCCUGGCCAGUUAGAUCGGCCUUCAGGUAUUUGUAUCACACCAGAUGGAUGCAUUGUUGUCGUAGAUUUUGGCAAUAAUCGCAUUCAAAUUUUCUAGAUUUAAAAAUCCGAAUUCAAAUUUAGUCAUAAGUGCAUGGAACAAACAUUAGACGUUAUUGCUUUGUUAACUUUUUGGUUCUAAAAGAACUUUGUUGCAUUUACAUUACCGAAGCGCUAUUUAUUUUGUUUCUCAUUUCACAUUUGGUACAUAUUUGCCACAAAAUGGCUUUAAGUCUUUGUCCUUGAACAUCUCGACCAGUGAAACGCAUCUUAAGUGUGAAAUGUUUGGUUUUGAUCUUAAAGGAUAUUUGCUGUUUGGGAAACAAAAUGAAAGCGUGUCUCUAAUAAAAAAAUGUGACAGUUUCCACACAAUUAGAGAAGUCAUAAAAUAAUUUAAAUUGUGCACGAUAUUUUCAUAUUUUCGGUCUAUGCUUUCUUUGGCAUGUCUUCCAUUGAUAAAUUCAACCGUUUUCUGUGUAUUUUUAAUAAGUUGGGGCAUUUUCAUAUUUUUCUUUUGAUUAUAAGAAUGUUUAACAGUCAUCUCCUAUGCUAUUAUGAAAGAAAAACGAUCAAUGUUUGCCUUUGUGGAAUUACGAACUCUUUUGCUUUCGUGUUUUUUUGACAGGUGUUAUCGGAAGCAAGAGUAGUUAUAAGCAAUAUUCUUUCUGCUGUAAAACUAGAAUAUUAGAUUUGCCUUCAAAGGUUAUUGAGUAUGACUUGGCAAUUUAUUCACAAUACACGAUAUUUAUAAAAA
Xenia sp. Carnegie-2017 is the source of this 5203-nucleotide messenger RNA. RefSeq names its product E3 ubiquitin-protein ligase TRIM71-like. Lineage: Eukaryota; Metazoa; Cnidaria; Anthozoa; Malacalcyonacea; Xeniidae. The coding region runs from base 2192 to 4507 and encodes 771 amino acids. The record is from RefSeq and is a predicted model, not a curated record. Gene Ontology annotation, molecular function: zinc ion binding; protein binding; ubiquitin protein ligase activity. Gene Ontology annotation, biological process: proteasome-mediated ubiquitin-dependent protein catabolic process; protein polyubiquitination. The transcript has a single exon.